Coregonus sp. 'balchen' is the source of this 12989-nucleotide messenger RNA. The record is from the annotation of a GenBank genome assembly. Lineage: Eukaryota; Metazoa; Chordata; Actinopteri; Salmoniformes; Salmonidae.
AUGGCGGGCUCGUUCGACAGCCACAUUGCCCGCAACAUGAUGUGGCAGUGCCAGCUCUCCCAGCCCGACUGCCGGUGUUACCGGGUGGAUGGGUACUCCCUCCUGAAGCGUCUGCCCCUUCACCCCCUCAUAGGUCCCCGGUGCCCCAUGCAGUCUGUGGGCCAAUGGCUGGACAGCAUUGGACUGGUCCAAUAUGAGAACCACCUACUGGCCAACGGCUUCGACAACGUGCAGUUUAUGGUGAGUAGAGAUGGGGGGGGGGGGGGGGUUUUGUGUCGUUUUCUUGGUUUUGUGGUGGGUUUUGUGUGUCUUCUAUAAUUUAUCUUUCUCUAUCGCUGUCUAUCUCUAAUUCUCUUCCACCCUCUCACUUUCCUUCACACUAUCCUUGUCCCCUCUUCUAUCUGUCUUGUUUGCGCCUCUCUUUCCAAAAUAAAUCCUCUGCUCCUUUCUCUCUCCUUCUUAAAGUCUCCAAACCCCUUUUCUAUUGAUCAUUUGGUUAUAUGGGCUGUUUCUCUUUCUGGGGGGGGGCCCCCCCCAAAAAAAAAAUUCCCCCCCCGCUCCUCUCUCCUCCUUUCUUCUUCGCUUUCUCUUCUGUAUUCUUCCGCUCUCUCUCUGUGAUUGUCGUUUCCUGUCUCUCUCUUUCGCUCUCUCCUGUGACUCUGUCUCUUUCUUCUCCCCUCUCCCGGGGUCUCUCUCUGGCCGUCUCCUCUCCAAUCGCGGGUCUUUUCCCUCCUCUCUUUCGCUUCUUCCUUUUUCUCUCUCUCUCUCUCUCUCUCUCUCUCUCUCUCUCUCUCUCUCUCUCUCUCUGUUUACUGUUCCCUUUUCUUUCUGUUUCUGUUCCUCUCCUCCUAUCCUUCAUGUUUCUCCACCCUCAGUCCCACAAGACAGUUGCACAACACACAGACUACGUACAAAACACACACACACACACACACAGGCAACAAACGUAAUCCAACACACACACAACUCUGUGAACUAUCAGUGUCUUCCUCUCUUUCAGCUUCCCAUUACUCCUUUUUUCUCUUCUUUCAUCUCUGGUAGCGUGGAGAGAGAGACUACAUGUGUAACAUUUAGUAUGCAGGAACUUCCUCCAUGACAUUUCACUGUGUGUGUGUGUGUGUGUGUAUUGAUCUCUCUGUGACAGGUCACACAUGUUUUAGCUUGGUCUGUACUUUGACAUGUGCGUGAUUAAAACUCAUCAUACGUGACAGGGAGCUUGUGGUAUUGGUUCAAGACGUGUGUGUCAUAUCAAAUUGUAUUUGUCACAUGCUUCGUAAACACAUGCUUGGUUGUGUGUGUGUGUGUGCUCUGUUUCUGAAGAGCAUAAAACACUGUGCAGCAACAACCAUCUACUCAGGGACCUGUGUUGUUAUCAACAGGGAGGGAGGGAGGGAGAGAGAGAGGGAGGGAGACCAAGGUAAAGAAAUAAAGAAAAUAUUGAGAGGGGUGGAUGACGGAGAGAGAGAAGAGAAAAACAUGAAGAGAAAAAAAAAAUAUAUAUAUAUAUAGAGAGAGAGAGAGAAAGGAUGUUUGAGUGUGUUCCUACUCCUUCCUACUCCAUCUUUUACAGCUUUAUCACAUAACCAAACAUUUGAAUGAUGAUGCAAAAAGACUCAAAACCUGCGUGUGUGUGUCUGUGCAUGUGUACAGCUCUGUUACAGCCCCUGCAGAAUCUUUAUUAAUGUAUUAUACAAGAGAGGAUGUCCAAUUGACAUUCAAGCUAGCAGCCACCAUGCCUGUAUCUCCAUACAGAAUGAGUCUGUUAUCCUAGUAAUACAGUUAUAUUGGCUGCAGUCUGACUGGAGAAGAAUACGCUUGAACCGGUACAAGUGCAAUGUAAAAAAAAUACGGUAUAUACUGUAUAUAAGAUGUUGAGAACUUAAAAUAUCAAGGCAACCAGCUGCAAUAGGAUUUUUAGUUUGCUCAACAUUUGGGCAUAUUCUCAAGUUGAAUUGUAUGUUCUCUCAACCUUGAAAUGUGGACAUACAAUUCAAUUUGAGAAUGUAUUCUGCCUUAUUUGGAUAUUUCCCUGUGUGCCUCUAAAUUAAUCUCACUAUGACAAUACAUUACAUAUAUCAUAAGACUUUUCUUUGAGGGCCUAGUUACACCCUAACACAGUGGUCUGAAACUCCUGGUUUACUGGCCGCAUCAAGCCUGAACAUACAAUUAUUUAUUAUUUAUUAUUUAAGCCUGCAAGCCACAUAUUGCUGGCUUGCAAAGUGAUGUGUAGUUCCUAUUAGAAUCCAGCCAGAGUGAGGAUAUCCAACAAUUUGAACUUUUAAUCACCUGCAUUCAGAAUCAGGACUCUAGACUGCAACCAUUUAGUCACAUUUUGCGAAUAGUCUCACAGUGCGAGCUGCCCAUUCUACAUGGUCACCUCACUCCAAACGUCCAAUUUUUUUAGGAAACCAUGAUUUUGUCAAACAGUAAUGUGCAUUAUCCUCAUAAUUUCUAGAAUGAAAGUCUCUGCCCUGCACCUGUGCCUGUUUUGCUGGGGCCUGCUGCUGUGAUGAGACACUAACUCCCUCCCCCCGCGCACUGGGAGAAAAUAAUUUAUUCUGGUUGUAGGCUAUAACAUUUCAAAAUCCAAUUGCGGGACAAACACAGCUUUGGAAGAAACUAAUGGAAGCAGCUAAUGUUGUCACUGUUGAAGAGAGAGGGGGGUUCUCAGCUUUCUGUAGGUAUACUUUUUAUUUCUCUACUUAUUUCUCAACUCUCAAUAUUGAGCUCUAUAGCAACUAUUUUACAGCCAUCUCAGUAGUCUAUUACACCUCUUAAUAAAGCACUGUGAAUGACUUUGUAAGAGGUUAAUUCUUUUUUCUAUUGCGUGACGCUGCAAUUUUUUUCGGGUGCGACCAAGACAUGGUCUGGUGCUUCCAAAUGAAAAAGUAAGUGGCACCAGUGCCAUCAGGUGAAAAUGUUAGUCUGGAGCCCUGAGAAUGACUGCCAGGGUAGGAAGAUUAAUUAAUGAGACUACCUAAAUCAUCUAAACUAGAAUAGCCAUCUCAGUAACUGUUGCAAUAAGUCCAACUACUAACAGAUUGGAUUAGUUUAGAAAAAUUUACGUUAUUUAUUUUUGUGUAGCAUAAGAUUAAUCAACCAAUCAAUGUACAGUUCCUUCGGAAAGUAUUCAGACCCCUUGACUUUUUCCACAUUUUGUUACGUUACAGCCUUAUUCUAAAAUGAAUUAAAUAUUCUUAUUUUUCCAGCAAUCUACACAUAAUCCCCCAUAUUGACAAAGCGAAAACAGGUUUUUAGAAAUUUUUGCAAAUGUAUUACUAAUAACAAACACAUACCUUAUUUACAUAAGUAUUCAGACCCUUUGCUAUGAGAUUCAAAAUUGAAAUCAGGUGCAUCCUGUUUCCAUUGAUCAUCCUUGAGAUGUUUCUACAACUUGAUUGGAGUCCACCUGAGGUAAAUUCAAUUGAUUGGACAUGAUUUGGAAAGGCACACACUUGUCUAUAUAAGGUCCCACAGUUGACAGUGCAUGUCAGAGCAAAAACCAAGCCAUGAGGUCAAAUUAAUUGUCCGUAGAGCUCCGAGACAGGAUUGUGUCGAGAUACAGAUCUGGGGAAGGGUACCAAAACAUUAAUGCAGCAUUGAAGGUCCCCAAGAACACAGUGGCCUCCAUCAUUCUUAAAUGGAAGAAGUUUGGAACCACCAAGACUCUUCCUAGAGCUGACCGCCCGGCCAAACUGAGCAAUCGGGGGAGAAGGGCCUUGGUCAGGGAGGUGACCAAGAAUCCGAUGGUCACUCUGACAGAGCUCUAGAGUUCCUCUGUGGAGAUGGGAGAACCUUCCAGAAGGACAACCAUCUCUGCAGCACUCCACCAAUCAGGCCUUUAUGGUAAAGUGGCCAGACGGAAGCCACUUAAAAGGCACAUGACAGCCCACUUGGAGUUUGCCAAAAGGCACCUAAAGACUCUCAGAUCAUGAGAAACAAGAUUCUCUGAUCUGAUGAAACCAAGAUUGAACUCUUUGGCCUAAAUGCCAAGCGUCACGUCUGGAGGAAACCUGGCACCAUCCCUACGGUGAAGCAUGGUGGUGGCAGCAUCAUGCUGUGGAGGUGUUUUUCAGCUGCAAGGACUGGGAGACUAGUCCGGCUCGAGGCAAAGAUGAACGGAGCAAAGUACAGAGAGAUCCUUGAUGAAUACCUGCUCCAGAGCGCUCAGGACCUCAGACUGGGGUGAAGGUUCACCUUCCAACAGGACAAUGACCCUAAGCACACACAGCCAAGACAACGCAGGAGUGGCUUCGGGACAAGUCUCUGAAUGUCCUUGAGUGGCCCAGCCAGAGCCCGGACUUGAACCCGAAAAAACAUCUCUGGAGAGACCUGAAAAUAGCUGUGCAGCGACGCUCCCCAUCCAACCUGACAGAACUUGAGAGGAUCUGCAGAGAAGAAUGGGAGAAACUCCCCAAAUACAGGUGUGCCAAGCUUGUAGCGUCAUACCCAAGAAGACUCGAUGCUGUAAUUGCUGCCAUAGGUGCUUCAACAAAGUACUUAGUAAAGGGUCUGAAUACUUAUGUAAAUUUGAUAUUUGUGCAUUUUCUUGUUUGCUUAUGGCCCUAUACAGCUCGUUGAGUGCGGUCUUAGUGCCAGCAUCGGUUUGUGGUGGUAAAUAGAUAGCUAUGAAAAAUAUAGAUGAAAACUCUCGUAAAUAGUGUGGUCUACAUGAGGUAUUCUAACUCAGGAGACUUCCUUAACAUUAGAGAUUGCGCACCAGCUCCUGUUAACAGAGACACACCCCUCCCCCUAGCCUUACCCAAGGCUGUCGUCCUGUCUAGACGAUGCAUGUUCGCCAACGUAAUCUCGUUAGGAGGCCGCCUCGCCUGCCUCUUCUUCGCUGCCGGUUCCUCUUUCGAUUCCUAGGGAUUAGGGCCUGGUCCGGAGUGAGCAGAAUGUCUAGAGCUGCCGACUUGUUGAGGUAUAAAUCCUCAUCCAAAUGGAGGUUAGUGAUCGCUGUUGUGAUGUCAUAGGAAAUGAUGGCGGAGACAUAAUGUACAAAAUAAGUUAAGAUCAACAUUUAAAAAAAAACACAAAAUAGCAGAAAUGGUCGGGAGCCCGUAAAACGGCCGCUAUCCACUGCAGCGCCAUACUUGGUGCGUCUAAAUACAAAGUGUCACUUGGUGUUAGUCAAUUUAAAUGAAGGGAAAUAACAUUGUGAGCAAAAUGAUUAAUCAAAUCACUUCAGUAAAUGGUUUGUGAAGGCUUGUUGACCAGAGAUUUGAGCAUGUGAAGACUCCAUUUCAGAAAAUCCUAAUUUAUCUCAAAUGUCUCAUUGGUGUUACCAUCAUUGGUGUUACUAUUCCUACUGGUUGCACAAUGUUAUCAUAAUGGUAUCAAUUAUUUAAAGUAAUUAAGCUACCAUGUUAGUUGAUUUCGAAUGGGACGAUGUACACAAAUACAUUUUUUUUUUUUAAAUAGUUAAUGUUUCCCAAAAUUCCUUGCCCAAAUGCCACCGUAAUUCAAGAAUGACCCACAUACCAUCACCCACGCAUACCAUCACCGACGCUACCGUCCUAUCCCUGUCAUUCCCUACCCAUUAGUAUUAUACUAUGUUAGUCCAGCUCGCUCCCAGUCAAAAGCUGCUGAGGGUCUCUGGCAGAAGUUCUGAGAGUCAGGGGAAUUCUCUCAUCCUCGCCUCGCCUGUCUCAUUUUUUAUUUUAUUUUUAUAAAUCUUCGAUCUCUUCCCCUGCUGUGAAAUGCCUUUAGAUAUAAUUAAUAUUGAAUAAAGCCGUGCCAGAGCUUCUGCCGAGUCUCUUUCAAGUACUGGGGUUACUUCAAACUUCCCUAUUGUUAGUUUCUAUCUCUCUCUCUUUCCCAGACACUGGAACAUUCCGGCUUCAACACUAACUCGCUAGGAAGUAUUUUCAUCUUCUGUUUCAGCUGCCGAGCGGCGAGGGAAACGGUUUAAGCUUCUUCCUUCGACUAGGAAACCUUGACGCGGUACACAGCAUUUCGUAUUCAUGAGAUGUUGGCCGAUGGAGAUAAAUGAUUGAUUUGGUUACCAUAAGAGCCUGAGAAAGAAAACGCUGGAAAUUGAUGGUGGCCAUUUUUGUAAAAAAAUUAAUGCAGCACCACUCUAUUCAGGAGAUGAAAUUGACAGCAAACUGAAAUGUGAACAACAACUAUGCUAUGGAGAGACCGCUUUUUCCAUUACAGUUGCAUGUCAAGUUCAUGUGCUGGAAUUGACAAGAGCCUAAAUGAAUUUGACCCUAACACUGCUCACUACCACUGCAGUAAACCCUACUGGGAUCAACAGGAAACAGAGACAUACACGCACACACACAUUAUUCACACAUAAAUGCGCGUAACAAUACACACACACACACACUCCCUACUUUACUCAAGCUUUGGUGAUUGUUGUUGUUACCUUGAGAACUCAGCUUCUUUCUCUGUCCACAAUAGAGGGCCUGUGAGGGGGUGUGGUCUGUCACCUUAACCAGCCAGUAAGGAACAGCUGUUGGUUUGAUUGAUGUACGGAUAGGGCGAGGGGUUGGUGCCUGUCGUCAUGGAGAUGGGUGAAGAUGACUUCUGUAUUUACAUUAAGGGGUCAUUAUGAAGGGGCUUAAAUGGAGACAGAUCUCUCUCCCGGCAUAGACACACCACUAGAUAAUGCAGCAGUGUGUGUGUGUGUGUUUUGGUAAACGCAUGUGUGUAAUGUGUGUGUGUGCAUGUGUGUGUGCAAUAGUUAGUAUGUAGUAAAUAAAUUAGCCCAUUCUCCUUGUGGAGCCCUCUGUAUUAAGCCUUUUGUCCCAUGCUACCGCUAACCCCCAAUUCUGUUUGUCAGAGGAGAGAGAGAGAGAGAGAGAGCAUGCAGAAUUCUGCAAAAACAUCCCCCGUGUACAAUGUAAAACACCAAAUAAUGCAUGCAUAGCAGAAUUAGGCUGAUACCCGCUAAUUAUAAAAAUCCAGAAAAGAGACCUUAAAUUCUACAACCACCUAAAAGGAAACGAUUCCCAAACCUUCCAUAACAAAGACAUAACCUACAGAGAGAUUAACCUGGAGAAGAGUCCCCUAAGCAAGCUGGUCCUGGGGCUCUGUUCACAAACACAAACAGAGCCCUAGGACAGCAACAGCAACACAAUUAGACCCAACCAAAUCAUGAGAAAACAAAAAGAUAAUUACUUUUAAGAUUUUGUUUUUAAACAGAGCAAACUGGAAUGGUAUUUGGCCCUAAACAGAGAGUACACAGUGGCAGAAUACCUGACCACUGUGACUGACCCAGGAAAGCUUUGACUAUGUAUAGACUCAGUGAGCAUAGCCUUGCUAUUGAGAAAGGCCGACGUAGCUAAACAAAAUAAAGUAAAAACAUAGAGUAAAACCUAACCUCCUGCCAAAUGUAUGACCAUAUUAGAGACACAUAUUUCCCUCAGAUUACACAGACCAACAAAUAAUUCGAAAACAAACCAAAUUUUGAUAAACUCACAUAUCUAUUGGGUGAAAAACCACAGUGUGCCAUCACAGCAGCAAGAUUAGUGACCUGUUGCCACAAGAAAAGGGCAACCAGUGAAUAACAAACACCAUUGUAAAUACAACCCAUAUUUAUGUUGAUUUAUUUUCCCUUUUGUACCUUAACUAUUUGCACAUAUGACAUUUGAAAUGUCUUUAUUCUUUUGGAACUGUUGUGAGUGUAAUGUUUACUUUAAAUGUUUUUAUUGUUUAUUUCACGUUUGUUUAUUAUCUAUUUCACUUGCUUUGGCAAUGUUAACAUAUGUUUCCCAUGCCAAUAAAGCCCCUUGAAUUGAAAUUGGAAUUGAAAUUGAAUUGAGAGAGAGAGAGAGAAUCAAUGUGUGGCCUGAAAGAUAGAGGGGUAUAAUGAAAAGAGAGAGAGAAGCAUAAAGAGAUCCAAACGGAGAAUGAGAGACCGACAGAGACAAAUUGAGUGAUUUGUACUAGCUAGUCGUUGAGCGCCUGUUGGUCUCGAUAAUGGAUUUCAGUACCAUUACUGAAUAUAAAUGUCUUCCCUUUAUCACUUUGGUUGUGGCAUAUAAACCCUGGGCUGUAUGAAUUUACAUUUCUGCCUUUUAAGGGAAGCCUGACCCAAAGCAUUGUGGGAAAGCACUACUAUGGUCGUGAUAAUAGACCUAUCAACAGUUCAAUUGAAUUGACACAGUGAAGUGGAUGAGAUUUUUGCUGUUAAUGAAAAGCACUUACUUUGAGUAAAGUGUAUUAUUAUUUGUUAUAUUAAAUUAACACACAGAGAUAUUGCGAUAUUUCAUGGUGUGUUGAACAAGUACAUCAAAAUCACCUGGGAGCAUGAGCAGCAGUGUGCGGUGUUGAACGAGUAUCACAGCAUUGAAUUGUGCAGCGUAGCGAGGGUAUAGAAAUGUAAUGUUAUAGAAAAUUUAUAUAGAACAAACAUCUUUAAAGACCUUCUCUUCCAGAAGUUAUGUUUAUUCUAUACAUUGCAUUUCUAUAUACUUAGCCUAACAGCUUCCUUUCCUCUUCUCCUUUCCUUGUCUCAUUUCCUAGAUAGGACCAGAUACGUUUUCAACAUAUUGCUGUAAUUGAUCAAGGCCUUUGCAAUCAAUGGUCGUGAAGGGAAGUGGAUGAGAAAAGAAAGCCGUUUCUAACCAUUGAGAUGCAGCCAAUGAUAGAGUAGGUCAUGGUAGAAGUUAGCCAGAUGAACCUAUCCCGUUCCUAACCUUUACUGUCAUGAAGUUGAGAAAAUAAUAUCAUCCCUGACUACGGGUUGUUAGGGGAAACUCUACCUACUCCACUAAUGUCAUCAUUAGCUCAGGGGUCAAUGUUGAAAAUUUAAUGGAACCCCAGAGCAGAGAUCAGAUGAAGUGAUUAUAUAGGGUGCGUCUACACAGGCAGCCCAAUUCAGAUUUUUUUCCCACUAAUUGGUCUUUUGAACAAUCGGAUCAGCUCUGAAAAAGAUCUGAUGUGAAAAGAUCUGAUUUGAUUGGUCAAAAGACCAAUCACAUCAGAAUUUGGCUGCCUGUCUAAACGCAACCAUAGUGUGUGUGUGUUUGUGUGUGUGUGUGAGAGAGAGAGGGAGGGAGGGAAAGAGAGAGAGAUACUAUUAAUUCUAUUAAUAGAAAAGAAGGGCAGACAGAACAAGACAAACACCCUCAGCCUCUCUAUCUCCACCUAUCAGAGACCAGCGGCGAGCGAUUAGUCAUGUCUUUGAAGCCCCAGCCAUCCAUCUCUGCCCCGGCUCUGGGUGCCAUUACUCUGGUCUGGCGUGUAGGGCGGUGACUGUAACAGAUGCUGGGUGUUCUGGGCUCUCUUAAUCAGCCUGAGAGGUCUAUCGCACAAGGGCACUGCAGGAGGCUGUGUGUGUCUUAAAUGGCCCCCUAUUCCCCAUAUAGUAAAUUCAAUACAACUCUAUUUAUGCCCUAAUAUAAUACAAUAGCAUCACACUACCCUAAUAUACCUCCCCAUACAGUACAUAAAUACAACAUAAGCCAAUGGCUCUUGGUCUGUAGAGUGCAGCAGGUUAGAGCAUCACGUUGAGGAUUAAAUGAAAAAGAUGGCCGUGAGAAUCUGCCGUUCCAUUCCUCCUUCAUCCCUCUCUUCAGUGCUCCAGAUCGAUAGCUAUCUGUGUUAUUGUCUAGCCAGGUAAAGAGAGAGGGAGAUAAAGAGAGGGGAGGAAAGAGAUGUGGAGGAGUGACAAGUUCAAUCCCCUACCAGGUGUGAUCUGUGUCUGGGCUUUAGUACAGCCUGAGGCUGGGGCUCCACAGAGAGACAACCCUCAACACCUCAUCUCUCUGGUGCCUCUAUGUUUCUCUCUCUCUCUCUCUCUCUCUCUCUCUCAAACACUCUCUCUUUCUGUCUUUCUCUUUGUCUAUCUCUCCCUCUCUCCUCUGUCCUUUGUUCACUGUCUUUCUUUCUUUCUUUCUCUGUCUGUCUUUGUCUGUCUGUCUGUCUGUCUGUCUGUCUGUCUGUCUGUCUGUCCUGUCUGUCUGUCUUCUUUCUUCUCCUCUCUCUCUCUGUCUGUCUCUCUGUCUCUCUCCCCCCUCUUUCUCUGCUCUCGUCUCUCUCCUCUCUCUCCUCUCUCUCUUUCUCGCCUCUCUCGCUCUCGUCUCUCUCUCCCCCUCCCCCCCCUCUCACCUCGCUCUCCUCUCAUCUCUCUCUCUCUCCUCUCUCCUCAACUGCUCUCUAGGUCUCCUCUCUCUCUCUCUCUCUCUCUCUAUCUUACUCUACUCUCUCUCUCUUCUCUCUCUCUCUCUCUCUCUCUCUCUCUCUCUCUCUCUCUCUGUCUCACUCUCUGUCUCUCUCUCUCUCUGUCUCACUCUCUCUCUCUCUGUGUCUCAGUAGGAGAGGAGAGUGAUAGGUCUCUAAAGGUCUCACAUCAGAUUAAUUAAAUGUGGAACUCAGCAUGGUGCUGAUUGAAGGGCCAGGUGUGUGUGUGUGUGUGGGGGGGUGCGUGUGUGCGUGCUUGCGUGCAUGCGUGGUAGCCAUUUAUGCAAGAUACCCCUCACAACAAGGCAUUGGGAUGGGUGGAGUAGUGAACAGAAGUCUCUGCAUGAGAGAUACACAAAUUGGCUCACUGAAGCCGCUUAGCCACUCUGUCUCAGUUUGAUGAUGUCACUGAUCAAUAGACUGAUGAUGUCAUGUGUAUGUUCCCCAUGCAGGGCAGUAACGUGGUGGAGGACCAGGACCUGCUGGAGAUCGGGAUCCUCAACUCAUCCCACAGACAGAGGCUGCUACAGGCCAUACGCCUACUGCCCAGGGUCAGUACUGUGUGUGUGUAUGGUGUGUGUGUGUGUGUGUGUGCGCGUGCGUUUGUGUGUACUACAAAGUAAAAAUGACUGUAACAUCAUUAGGAUUCUGUGGAGGGGAUAACAUUAGAAGAUGAGCUCUACACCAGUCUAAAUGAAAUAGAGAAAAUCUGUUUUGCCCUUACUGUGUUAAUGGAAAGAUUCACCCAUUUUGAAUGUUAUAUCGUAUUUGUCCAUCUCUGAGCGAUGUUCUAUCGAUUCCCGGGGUCAUUUCAUGUUUUCAUGUGUAUCUGAGCUAUUCGCCAAUAGAACAUCACUCAGAGAUGCACAAAAACGAUAUAACAUUCAAAAUGGUUGAAUCUUUCCUUUAAUGUGCAGUCACACACACACACAACCAAUAUAGCCAACUAAGUGAGUGUCACGAUCGUUGAUGAACGGGUCAGACCAAGGCGCAGCGUGAUAUGCAUACAUGUUAAUUUGACUUAUAAAUACAACGACAAAACAAGAACCGAAACGUGAAGUCCAAGGUACACAAACAACAUACCUAACACGGAACAAGAUCCCACAACCCACUAGUGCCAAUAGGCUGCCUAAGUAUGGUCCCCAAUCAGAGACAACGAGCUACAGCUGCCUCUGAUUGGGAACCACACCGGCAAACAUAGAUCUACACAUAAUAGAACACCAACAUAGAAAUACACAACAUAGAACAUACACACCCUGACUCAACAUAUACGAGUCCCCUGAGUCAGGGCGUGACAGUGAGAGAUGUGAAUUAAAUAGGAUGAGGAGAGAGGAUGAAACAGUGAAGGCUCAAAUGACAGAGAGAGCAGGAAAGAGAGAAGAGAUAUUGAGCAUGAGGGAGCAGAGACAAAAAGAGAGAGAGAGAGAGGAGCGAGAGAGCGAGAGCGCUGAGCAGGCGUGGUACAAUACAGAGAGAGAGAGGAACUCUGGGUAACCAAUCUCCUUAACUUGCAGUCAGCACUUUCCUCCUCUCAUCCCUGCAAAGUUUUCAAACGACAGGGAAAUACUCUCCCACUUCCUGCCUCUCUCUUCUCCCUUACUGUGUGGAAAAAAGGAUGCAGAUUUUAGGAAAAUGUCACACGAUAUGCUCACCCCAAAGUCCCAACUCUUCUUAAAAGUAGGAUGUCGAAUCCUUCCUACUUCAGAUAUAUCCUCUUCUAUGAGAAAAAGCGGAAUACUCUUCUCCUCUGAAGUCGUGUUGACUGUAUUGCAGAAGGAAGCAGCUAGACAUACUUACUGUGGAAUAUAUUCUCACAUCACAUAGGCCUACAGCACACCAAGUACAAAUAGGGAAAAAUAAGAUGCAUUUGCUUAAUCCUAAAUAAACCUUUUGCCCCUGCGCUCCUUGUAGAUCUGAAGGGAUUAGAUAGCUAUUCUGUAAGCAAUUAGGAACUAGCCCUGCCUCUCCCUUUGAAUGGCUAGGUGGGAUUUUCUCUAUAAUGCUUAUAAUGUCCUUGGGUGCUAAGGGUUGAUAUGGAAUUCAGCAUCUUAUAUUACAUUUCUAUAUAAAAUGUCUAUAUUAAAUUCAGCAUUUUAUAUGCAGCAAGGCUAUCCUUUCCCUCCCUCCCUCCCUCCCUCCCUCCAUCUGCCUUUGUCCAGUGUUUGAGCCUUUGAUGGUGCACUGUAGUUUUUAUGUCAUCUAUGUAUCUGCCAUUAGUUGACAGUCUCUCCUUCCCUCUCCGCUCCCUCCUUUCCUCCCUCUCUGCCUCCCUCCCUCCCUCCUUUCCUCCCUCUCUGCCUCCCUCCCUCCUUUCCUCCCUCUCUGCCUCCCUCCCUCCCUCCUUUCCUCCCUCUCUGCCUCCCUCCCUCCUUUCCUCCCUCUCUGCCUCCCUCCCUCCUUUCCGCCCUAGUUUUAGAGUGUCCUGUAUCAAUGCUCUUCAUAUCAUCUAGUGUCAGUCUGUCCCCUCCGCCUUCCCCCUCCAGGUGCGUCCUAUCGGCUAUGACGGUAACAACCCCACGUCAGUGGCUGAGUGGCUGGAGUCUCUGGAGCUGGGAGACUACACCAAGUCCUUCCUCAUCAACGGAUACACCUCCAUGGAACUGGUCAAGAAGAUCUGGGAGAUAGAACUCAUCAAUGUGAGUCUAUUACUGGUUAUUACUGGUUGUUAAUGUGCUUGCUGAAAGCACACUACUGUUAUUCCCCAUGCAUUACUAUAGAAAUACUGACUGAAUAAGACAGUAGAAGCAAGCACACACUUUUCUGUCAGUAAAUGUUCCUUUUCUAGUUUGUUUAUUAGGAUCUCUUUUUAACCCACAGAACAGAUCGUUUUCCAGGAGAAGAGAAGGGGGAAAUGA